AUGGCGGACGUGAAGAUGGAAGUUUUGAGYUGGUCUGGUGAAUGGGGCCUCCCUUCCAUCGAUAUUGAAUGUUUAAAAGUCCUUACUUAUGCAAAAUUCUCAGGCUGUCCACUCAAGGUUCAGAAAYACAACAAUCCCUGGARAUCACCAACAUGGUAUCUGCCGAUUUUUAAAUCUCAAAAUAAAGUAUUGACRUCACCAAGAAAUAUUAUGGAUUUCCUUAGAGAAAAGAAUUUUAAUGCAGAUUAUCAACUGUCAGCCAAGCAAGGAGCAGACACAUUAGCCUUUCAAGCCCUCAUUGAGGAAAAACUGAAGCCUACUCUGCUKUUUGCUCUAUGGGUUGACACACAAAAUUACAGUGAGUUUACWAGAAAACUAUACGCAAAAAGACUACCAAUCCCUCUGAGCUUCAUAAUUCCUGGCCAAAUGGCAAAAAUAGCAAAGAACACAGUCUAUAAAGGACAUGUCAUUGAUGAAGAACAUGAAAGUGCUUUUGAGAAAAAGAUAUACAAAGAUGCACUUGAUUGUUUGAGUUUCCUCUCAAUUCAGCUUGGAGACAAACCUUUUUUCUUUGGAGAAAAUCCUACUACACUAGAUGCAGUGGCUUUUGCUCAUCUUGCUCUAAUCUGGAGAACUCCACCAUUACCAAACAACAAACUCAAAAAUCAAUUGAUGGGGUUUGRAAAYCUWAUUGGUUUCUGUAGUCGAGUACUUCAAAGAUACUUUCCUGUAUACCCAGAAGCAACACCUAAGGCAACAGUAUAUUAUUAUUUUCAAGAAAACAGGCAAGACGAAAACACAUCUUCAUCACAAUCAGCUCAYACUUCAGAUGAAGAUCCCUAYCAAACCUACAAGUUGUGUUUAUCUGUUGGCAUAGCAACUGUUGCCAUGGCUUCUUAUGCUGUACUUAAUGGAUUGGUUACAUUUAACAAGACCCCUGAUGAGGAAGACGAUGAUAGUUUCGAUGAUGAAGAGUACAUUUAUGAUGAAGAAUAAAGCAAGAAAACGUUAGUAAAAAAGAUUUAUUUCAUUGUCAAAGCAUUCYGGGAUAACAGAGUGAAACAUUGCGCCUUGUCCAAUGACUCCAGCUUAGCAGUGCUAAUAAAAUCUACAAAUAACAGAUUUCCAGAAUGGAAARUUGGACAGAAUUAUACAAAUGGUUGUUAGUAAGACAUUUUGUAUGACCRAAACAAGUUAGAAGGCUGCACAAAAAUUUCAUCAAGGAAGUUCAAACCUUCAGUGCCAAUGUUGCAAAGGACGUUUGUCGCAUAMCUCCACGCAUGCGUAACAAUACAAAAAAUCCUUGUUCCCACAUGGUAAAGGUCAUGUUAUUUUUAUCAUUAAAAUACAUGUACUUAGAAAGUUGA
Molecule: messenger RNA, 1367 nt
Organism: Exaiptasia diaphana
Lineage: Eukaryota; Metazoa; Cnidaria; Anthozoa; Actiniaria; Aiptasiidae
Product: metaxin-1
Exons: 8
Coding region: 1-996 (331 amino acids)
Biological process (GO): mitochondrion organization
Cellular component (GO): SAM complex
Source: RefSeq, a predicted model, not a curated record